Chrysochloris asiatica (Cape golden mole) is the source of this 1188-nucleotide messenger RNA. RefSeq names its product N-acetylglucosamine kinase (gene NAGK). Gene Ontology annotation, molecular function: N-acetylglucosamine kinase activity. The record is from RefSeq and is a predicted model, not a curated record. Lineage: Eukaryota; Metazoa; Chordata; Mammalia; Afrosoricida; Chrysochloridae. The transcript is spliced from 10 exons. The coding region runs from base 28 to 1062 and encodes 344 amino acids.
GGGAUCGGCGGCAGUGGUAGCGGUAGCAUGGCCACUUUCUACGGGGGUGUGGAGGGGGGAGGUACACAGUCCAAGGUACUUUUACUCUCUGAGGAUGGGCAGAUCCUGGCAGAAGCGGAUGGACUCAGCACAAACCACUGGCUGAUAGGAGCAGACAAGUGUGUGGAGCGAAUCAAUGAGAUGGUGAACAAGGCCAAGCGGAAAGCAGGGAUGGAUCCUCUGGUACCUCUGCGCAGCUUGGGCCUCUCCCUGAGCGGUGGGGAGCAGGAGGACGCGGUGAGGAUCCUGACGGAGGAGCUGAGGAACCGAUUUCCCUACCUGAGUGAAAACUAUCUAAUCACCACCGAUGCCGCCGGCUCCAUCGCCACAGCUACACCGGAUGGUGGGGUUGUGCUCAUCUCUGGGACAGGCUCCAACUGCAGGCUCAUUAAUCCCGAUGGCUCCGAGAGUGGCUGCGGUGGCUGGGGCCACAUGAUGGGGGACGAGGGCUCAGCCUACUGGAUUGCACAUCAAGCAGUGAAAAUAGUGUUUGACUCCAUUGACAACCUAGAAGCAGCGCCACAUGACAUUGGCUACAUCAAGCAAGCCAUGUUCAACUAUUUCCAGGUGCCAGAUCGGCUAGGAAUCCUCACACACCUGUAUAGGGACUUUGAUAAAUGCCGGUUUGCUGGGUUUUGCCAGAAAAUUGCAGAAGGUGCUGAGCAGGGGGACCCCCUCUCCCGGUUUAUCUUCAGGAAAGCUGGGGAGAUGCUGGGCCGACACGUUGUAGCAGUGUUGCCUGAGAUUGACCCGGUCUUGUUCCAAGGGGACACUGGUCUCCCUAUCCUGUGUGUGGGCUCUGUGUGGAAGAGCUGGGAGCUGCUGAAGGAAGGUUUCCUCUCGGUGCUGACCCUGGGCAGAGACACUCAGGCUCACAGCUCUUUCUCCAGCUUCACUCUGAUGAAGCUUAGGCAGUCCUCAGCCCUGGGUGGGGCCAGCCUUGGGGCCAGGCACAUUGGACACCUCCUCCCCUUGGACUACAGCGCCAAUGCCGUUGCCUUCUACUCCUACACCUUCUCCUAGGGAGCUGGGCCUAACUCCACCCCCUCCAAGCCCAGUGAACAUUGGGUGCUAGAAGGGAGGAGACGUUUUAUUUUUUUUAAAGCAACACAUAAAGAAGAAAAUAAAUGCACUUUACCUGCUCCCCAA